CGACUAUGUUCAGGGUUCGCCGUGGGUCUGACAGAGUUUACUCAGAAUCAGAAGGAUGGACAGAUAUACGUGGUUCGGUUCCUUCGACAGCCGUCGAGCCACCCUUCAAAUCGCUGAAGAAAUACCAUGGCGGCCCCGGGCUGGGUAACUGACUGGGAGCGUGCUGUAUCCCAAGGGCGGUUCAAUGGCCGUAAUCUGGACGUGAAUUUCUCAAAGUACCACAUGGUCGACAAGCUCUUCAUGGCCGACAAGGCGUUCGACCAGGAGUGCGAGUGGCCGCAGCUGCCGGACCUGCCCUUUCCCCAGAACCACACAGACUCCUUGCACGAACUGUACUGCUGGUUUCGCUACCACAUCGGCAUCCUCACCUACCGCCCCGACCCCGACCGGCACAAGAACCCCACCGCGAUGCGCAAGCCCAACCCGCGGCGCCGCCCUGCAGAGCAGGACGACCGCCUCGAGACGUUCAUCUACUCGCCCUACGCGACGAUCCAGCAGUUCCUCUCCUGUGACUGGUACAACAUCGGGCACGCGUGGCUGAAACGCUGGUGCCGCGACGUGGGGUACUUUAUCGGCUUCUACGUCGAUUUCCUUCUCAGGAUCAAGUUCCACUACGACGAGGACAUGCUGGGCGAGCUCCUGGCUACGAAGGAGCUCCUGGAAUUGGCGAAAAUCGAGCUACCCCAGACGCAUAUCACGUCCCUCGCCCUCUCCUACUCAUUCGCACGGGGAUGCAGAGAGCUCUACUCCCCAAUUUUGUUCCACGGCUUCGUCCGCCCGGAAGUAGAGCAGUUCGUAUCGGAACUAGACCCCCAGGACCUGCAGGUAGCCUUAUCCGACCUGCACGAUGAGGACGAGGACACCUGGCCAUGGAUCCCCGACGUCGACCCCGCGAGCUGGCUCAAGCCCGACCCGAACGAGGCAACCCUGCUCGCCCUCCUCGGGCCCACGCGCCUUCCGCUCACACAUCACGUCGGCAUGGUCGAGACGAGCACCAGACGCAUCCUGCGCGUGGUGCCGCCAAGCGCUGCAGGCCCAAGGAGAAACCAUGCAGAUGCUGCUUCUGCUAUCGAGGAGGAACUGGAUGUUAGGUUAGGCAAGGUAAUACUCGCCCCGUGGGGCCUGCCCAGCCCCGACGCGGAGGGGCUCUCGGAUAUCCUGGUGCCGACAGUUGAGGCAUGGGCGAAUGUCGAGUGUCAUGAACCCCUUACAAAGAACAUCACUGUUCUCGUGGACCCUGCCAUAUUGGAUCAGUUCAUUUUCGGUAUGGGCGUCUCUGCGACUUUCGCGCAGAUCGUCCCUCGCCGCAGAAAUACCGCCCCCGGGGAGGGGUAUUGGUUCGUUGAGCAUCUGGUCAAUGUUCUGCCUAGUUUCUACAUCGACCCCCGAUGUCCGCAAUCUUGA
This is a messenger RNA of Gloeophyllum trabeum ATCC 11539, 1404 nucleotides long. RefSeq lists its product as uncharacterized. Bases 127 to 1404 code for a protein of 425 amino acids. The transcript is spliced from 4 exons. NCBI's taxonomy places the organism in Eukaryota, Fungi, Basidiomycota, Agaricomycetes, Gloeophyllales, Gloeophyllaceae. The record is from RefSeq and is a predicted model, not a curated record.